AUGGGUCAAACUCAAACAAAGUACAUUAAGAAGAUAAAGAAUAAGAGAAGGGCAAAAUUCGACUGCAAGGAGGAAUAUUUUAUUAAGAAUGGAGGUAUUUUGCUAGAGAAACAAAUUGCUCUGAGCCAAGGACAGCAUAAAGGAGCAGGGCAGUUGAAAAUUUUCUCGAGCCAGGAUAUUGCAAAGGCUACGAACAACUAUGACCCUGAUCUCAUUGUUGGAACUAGUGCUUACGGUACUGUCUAUAAGACAACCAUUGAUGAUCGUAUGGUAGUCGUCAAAGCCUUGUUAGAGCGAGAGCCAAAUCCUGAACAGAUUGAUCUCUUUUUAACUGAAGCCUCAACGGUGAUGGUUAUGAAUCAUGACAAUAUGGUAAAAUUCUAUGGCUGUUGCCUUGAGACAUGUAUACCAAUACUAGUGUAUGAGUACUUAUCAAAUGCCGACCUUUUUGAGAGGUUACAUGGUGAUGUUAUAAAGUGGGCUGAUCGUUUGAGAGUUGCAACUGAUAUAGCCUAUGCGCUAUCUUAUAUGCAUAAUGCCUUAUCAAAGCCAGUGGUGCACAGGCAUGUUAACUCAAUGGGUAUAAUCCUUGAUUAUUCAUUCAAUGGAAAAUUAGCAGACUUUUUGUAUUCAGUGUCCAUAACUCCGGGGGAGACUCCUGCAACUAGAUGGCCUGUUGAAGGAACUCCAGGAUAUAUUGAUCCCGAAUACAUAGAAACACAAGAGGUGACAGAAAAGUGUGAUGUGUAUAGUUUUGGGGUUUUGAUGUUGGAACUAUUAACUAGAAAGCAGCCCCUUAUGAUGGCCAGAGGUGGGAUAGACUUGGUUGACGUGUUUGUUUCAGCCGUGCAGAAAAAUUGCAUGAUGGAGAUGGUUGACACGGUGGUCUUAGAGCAAGCCACCAUGAACGAGAUUAGACAGUUUGUACAACUUGCAUUGAUGUGUGUGGCAAAAAAAGGAACUGAGAGACCGACUAUGGUUGAUGUAGUUGGUGAGCUUUGGAAGAUACAAGGUCGAGACAAGAAGUGA
Messenger RNA from Beta vulgaris subsp. vulgaris (sugar beet), 1029 nucleotides. Its product is annotated as wall-associated receptor kinase-like 22. Gene Ontology annotation, biological process: protein phosphorylation; cell surface receptor signaling pathway. Gene Ontology annotation, cellular component: plasma membrane. The transcript has a single exon. Bases 1 to 1029 code for a protein of 342 amino acids. NCBI's taxonomy places the organism in Eukaryota, Viridiplantae, Streptophyta, Magnoliopsida, Caryophyllales, Amaranthaceae. The record is from RefSeq and is a predicted model, not a curated record. Gene Ontology annotation, molecular function: ATP binding; protein serine/threonine kinase activity.